Messenger RNA from Populus euphratica (Euphrates poplar), 1650 nucleotides. Its product is annotated as F-box/kelch-repeat protein SKIP30-like. The transcript has 2 exons. Gene Ontology annotation, molecular function: protein binding. NCBI's taxonomy places the organism in Eukaryota, Viridiplantae, Streptophyta, Magnoliopsida, Malpighiales, Salicaceae. Bases 343 to 1380 code for a protein of 345 amino acids. The record is from RefSeq and is a predicted model, not a curated record.
AUCCUCAAAGGCCUGCGUUCUGGUUUAGACUCUAGGGUAAGCACGAAUCAAUAAAAAGACUUGAAAAUAAACAUAUAAAUAAAAAAAUAAAACGCUAAAGAAAAUCACAAAAACGCCCAUCAAGAACUGUGUGUUCUUUUCUUUCUUUCUUUCAGUUUUAGCUGUGAAGGUCUCUCUUGUAGGCAAACUUACGCUACUUUUGAUUUCUCUGUGCGUGUAGAAAUCUAAGCAACAGAGCCCCGAAUCUUAUUGGGUUUCAGAUAGCUUUUGCAUUGCUGUCAUCAGUAUAGCAAAAAAUCAGCAGUGAAGAAAUUAUAUGAAACUGAUGCAACAGUGGUUAGUAUGUCUGAACUGAUUGAAGGUCUUCCAGACGCUGUUGCCAUCAGGUGCAUUGCACGGGUUCCCUUCUACCUCCAUCCCAAGUUAGAGGUUGUUUCUCGUUCAUGGCAAGCUGCUGUGCGUAGCACUGAGCUGUUUAAAGCCCGGCAGGAGGUUGGUUCAGCUGAGGAUCUGCUAUGCGUGUGUGCCUUUGAUCCUGAGAAUUUGUGGCAGCUUUAUGACCCUCUCCGAGACCUUUGGAUUACCCUUCCUGUUCUCCCUUCUAAGAUCAGGCACCUUGCGCACUUUGGUGUUGUCUGUAGUGCAGGAAAGCUAUUUGUGCUUGGUGGUGGUAGUGAUGCUGUUGACCCAUUAACUGGUGAUCAAGAUGGAAGCUUUGCAACAAAUGAAGUGUGGUCAUAUGAUCCUGUAUUACGAGAAUGGGCAGCACGUGCAUCUAUGCUGGUGCCCCGAGCAAUGUUUGCAUGCUGUGCUUUGAAUGGAAAAAUUGUUGUUGCUGGUGGUUUCACCAGCUGCCGAAAAUCAAUUUCUCAAGCAGAAAUGUAUGAUCCAGAGAAGGAUGUUUGGGUCCCGAUACCUGAUCUCCAUCGAACUCACAAUUCUGCAUGCUCUGGAGUAGUUAUGGGGGGGAAGUUGCAUGUCUUGCAUAGGGGCUUGUCAACAGUACAAGUUUUGGACAAUAUAGGGUCUGGGUGGACCGUUGAGGAUUAUGGCUGGCUCCAAGGUCCAAUGGCAGUUGUUCAUGAUGCUCUUUAUGUGAUGAGCCAUGGACUAAUUGUCAAGCAGGAAGGGAAAACCAGGAAAGUGGUAGUUUCAGCAUCUGAAUUCCGGAAAAGGAUUGGAUUUGCAAUGACAGGGUUAGGAGAUGAGAUGUAUGUGAUUGGAGGGGUGAUUGGCCCUGAUCGAUGGAAUUGGGAUAUCAAGCCAGUGUCUGAUGUUGAUAUCUUGACAGUUGGGGGUGAAAGACCAACAUGGCGCCAGGCAACUCCAAUGACACGGUGCCGAGGAACAAUCCGUGGUUGUGCACAGCUGAGAAUUUAAUCCUGUUUGUUCUUGUUGUUUCUUUUAUGUGAAAAGCGUGCCCUUGUUAAGGCAUCGGUUCCUUCCUACUGGAGACAAGGAAUGUAAAUCUUUCACUGGCUAUCCCGUUUUAUCCGUGAGCCAUAAUCUUUGCCUCUAUUUUCUGUUAGCUUAGGAGUUUUUGAGGGAAACUUCCAUUUGGAAGGCAAAGCUGAAUGUAUUGAAUCAGUUUUAACAGCAGCAGUGGUACAUGAAAUUUGUUUAGCAGCAUGCAUGACAAUUAACGAACCA